Psammomys obesus (fat sand rat) is the source of this 1443-nucleotide messenger RNA. RefSeq names its product ADP-ribosylhydrolase like 1 (gene Adprhl1). The record is from RefSeq and is a predicted model, not a curated record. Gene Ontology annotation, biological process: protein de-ADP-ribosylation. Gene Ontology annotation, molecular function: magnesium ion binding; ADP-ribosylarginine-[protein] hydrolase activity. NCBI's taxonomy places the organism in Eukaryota, Metazoa, Chordata, Mammalia, Rodentia, Muridae. The coding region runs from base 177 to 1238 and encodes 353 amino acids. The transcript has 7 exons.
GUGAGCUCAGAGCCUUUAUCUCAUUGGUGGCACCUGCCAAGGCAGGAAAGGAACGCCUGGCCAUUUGGAGAGUGCUGGAUGGUGAUACAAUGGCAACUAUAAAUGUCAGCCGGGCUGGCUGAGGGUGGCCAGGAAAGGACAAAGGCGACUGCAGCAGAAGAGGGUCACCUUCUGAGAUGGAGAAGUUCAAGGCUGCGAUGCUGUUGGCGAGUGUUGGCGAUGCGCUCGGCUAUGGAAAUGUCUGCAGGGAGAACAGCGUCUUAGGCUCAAUCCAGGAGGAGCUGCAAAAAGCCGGGGGACUGGACAGCCUUGUGCUCUCGCCUGGAAAGUGGCCAGUGAGUGACAACACCAUCAUGCACAUGGCGACUGCCGAAGCCCUUACCACAGACUUCUGGUGCCUGGAUGACCUGUACCGUGAGAUGGUAAAGCACUACGUGGAGACGGUGGAGAAGCUUUCAGAGCAUCGGCCAGACCCUGCCACUAUCGAGGGCUGCUCCCAGCUGAAGCCAGAUAACUACCUCCUCGCCUGGCAUACGCCCUUCAGUGAAAAGGGUUCAGGAUUUGGAGCUGCCACUAAAGCGAUGUGCAUUGGAAUGAGGUACUGGAAGCCAGAACGGCUGGAGACCCUCAUUGAAGUCAGUAUUGAGUGUGGCAGAAUGACCCACAACCAUCCCACAGGUUUCCUUGGGUCUCUGUGCACUGCCUUGUUUGCCUCUUACGCAAUACAGGGAAAGCCACUGGUACAAUGGGGAAGAGAGAUGCUGAAGGCACUUCCGCUGGCUGAGGAUUACUGCCGGAAGACGAUCAGGCACAUGGCAGAGUACCAGGAGCACUGGUUUUACUUCGAAGCAAAGUGGCAGUUUUAUUUGGAGGAAAGAAAAAUCAGUGAGGACAGAGAGGACAAAGCCACCUUCCCUGACAACUAUAACGCAGAGGAGAGAGACAAGACCUACAAGAAGUGGAGCUCAGAGGGCCGAGGGGGACGGCGUGGCCAUGAUGCCCCCAUGAUAGCCUAUGAUGCCCUCCUUGCUGCAGGGAGCAACUGGACUGAGCUGUGCCAGAGGGCCAUGUUUCAUGGAGGUGAGAGCGGAGCCACAGGAACAAUCGCUGGCUGCCUGUUCGGGUUGCUGCACGGCCUGGCCACUGUUCCACAGGGCUUGUACCAGGAACUGGAGCACAAAGACAGACUAGAGGACUUGGGCACAGCCCUGCACCGCCUGUCCACAGAAGAAAAGUAAAGUGUUUCUGCCGUUUCCCCUCCUGGAGGGGGGUCCCGUAGCAUCCCCACGCAGGCUUAGAGCCUCCCUACGCAGGCUUAGAGCCUCCCCUAGGCCAGGGUAUGUGUGUGCAGUGUCCACGGGAGGAACGCACCCCUCAUGGGCUGUAAUACAAUUGGAACUUUCCCUUCAACAUCAGACAUACUUGCUAUAUAAAAUACAUGGU